Messenger RNA from Oppia nitens, 819 nucleotides. Its product is annotated as G-protein coupled receptor 83-like. The transcript has 2 exons. Gene Ontology annotation, cellular component: plasma membrane; neuron projection. Gene Ontology annotation, biological process: G protein-coupled receptor signaling pathway. The record is from RefSeq and is a predicted model, not a curated record. Gene Ontology annotation, molecular function: neuropeptide receptor activity; neuropeptide binding. NCBI's taxonomy places the organism in Eukaryota, Metazoa, Arthropoda, Arachnida, Sarcoptiformes, Oppiidae. The coding region runs from base 1 to 819 and encodes 272 amino acids.
AUGACAGUAAUAGCAAUAGACAGAUAUCAGGCCAUAAUUAAUCCAUUACACCGACGACUGUCUACUUCUGUGCCAAUCAUUGUUAUUAUAGCAAUCAUUUGGUUAACGGCUCUAAUAUUUUCGAUACCAAACGUAGCAUUCAAUGAAGUGGUAGUAAUGAAAGUUCAUCGGGAGCUGUAUCGGUGUCGGGCAGUGUUUCCAAAUCAUAGGACUUUCUACCGACAAGUCAUCACAAUGUUUACAUUUCUCACUCAAUAUGUGGUGCCGUUGUCUAUAACGGCUUUUGCAUACAUUAUAAUCUCAUUUAACAUUUGGUUCAAACUUUUGUCGACCGAUACUGACCAACAAAAAACCCGCGAACGCUCCCGUCGGCGAACAAUCAAAAUGUUGGCCAUCGUUGUACUCGUAUUUGCCAUUUGUUGGCUCCCAUUGAAUAUACAUCACAUAUACUCUGAUUUUAUCAAUACUAAUGUUACAGAUAUUAAUUGGUUUCUUGUUUGCCAUUGGUUUGCAAUGAGUUCCGUUUGUUACAACCCGUGGAUCUACUUUUGCCUUAACAAACACUUUCGUCAAGAGAUCAAAAAUAUUGUCCGUUGCACAGGUAUGUGGUGUUGGAACGGGUCAUUCAUAGAGGUUUCAUCGUCCAGUUCCAGCCAAAGGGCUAAUAAACCAAACCUUCAGCGCACUAAUGCCCUCCGAUUGAUCACAACUAACGGUGUACUUAAACAGUCGGACGCUAUGGUUAUCAAUGAUAACAACUCUAUGAUUGUCAACAAUAACAAAGUUUCUCAACUCAUGAUCGAAGAGUCUAUAAUUUGA